Messenger RNA from Zootoca vivipara (common lizard), 2102 nucleotides. RefSeq names its product polypeptide N-acetylgalactosaminyltransferase like 6 (gene GALNTL6). The record is from RefSeq and is a predicted model, not a curated record. Gene Ontology annotation, molecular function: polypeptide N-acetylgalactosaminyltransferase activity. Gene Ontology annotation, biological process: protein O-linked glycosylation. Gene Ontology annotation, cellular component: Golgi apparatus. Lineage: Eukaryota; Metazoa; Chordata; Lepidosauria; Squamata; Lacertidae.
AAGAAGACCAGCAGCCCCGGAGGAAAGCGCUGCUCCUGCUCAGCCGCGGCUGCUCCUGCCCCUGCUCUGGGGUGGGCAGCUCUGGAAGCGGGGAUCAGAUUACAGACUCCCCCCGUGAAGGGGUGACCAAGCUGGAGGCAGAGUUGAAGUUUCUGCUCACUGUUUGGGGGUGAAUCGGUGAGACUGAGGAGCGCAAGAGGGAAGUCAAAGGGAGCUCUGGACCACGGAAGGAAAAAGCGGAGAGAAGGAUACCCAUCACCUCAUUUUUUCUCUGGCAUCCCUUGCCACUGGCCAUGAAGAGGAAACAGAAAAGAUUUCUGCAAAUGACGUUGUUGUUCGUGGUGACUCUGAUUUUCCUGCCCAACAUUGGACUCUGGUCUCUGUACAGGGAAAGACACCUGGUGAAAUCCACCAUGCUUGGAGAGCAGCAGACAUUCCCAAUGGGGCUUGGAGAUGGACAGCUCUAUACCUGGACAGAUGGCUUGAAAAGAAAGGACUGGCAUGACUAUGAAAGUAUUCAAAAAGAUGCCAUGCGUUCAGGGAAAGGUGAACAGGGAAAGCCUUAUCCUCUCACAGAAGAAGACGAUGAUGAUUCUGCAUAUCGGGAAAAUGGUUUCAAUAUUUUUGUGAGCAACAACAUAGCCUUAGAGCGAUCCCUGCCAGACAUUCGACAUCCUAACUGUAAGCACAAGGUAUACUUGGAGAAGCUUCCAAACACUAGCAUAAUCAUCCCAUUUCAUAAUGAAGGUUGGACAUCACUCUUGCGAACCAUACACAGCAUUAUCAACAGGACUCCAAAUAGCCUAAUAGCAGAAAUCAUUCUCGUGGAUGACUUCAGUGACAGAGAACACUUGAGAGAAAAGCUGGAGGAAUAUAUGGCACGUUUUGUCAAAGUAAGAAUUGUGCGCACCAAAAAACGGGAAGGGCUCAUUCGCACCAGACUACUUGGAGCCUCAAUAGCUAAAGGAGAAGUCUUGACCUUCCUCGACUCCCAUUGUGAAGUCAACGUGAACUGGCUGCCUCCUUUACUUAAUCAGAUUGCGCUAAACCAUAAGACCAUUGUGUGUCCCAUGAUCGAUGUCAUUGACCACAAUCACUUUGGGUAUGAGGCACAAGCGGGAGAUGCCAUGCGUGGAGCCUUCGACUGGGAGAUGUACUACAAAAGAAUACCAAUUCCACCAGAGCUCCUGAGGGCUGAUCCCAGUGACCCUUUUGAAUCCCCUGUUAUGGCUGGAGGUCUGUUCGCUGUUAACAGAAAGUGGUUUUGGGAUCUCGGUGGCUACGAUCCAGGUUUAGAAAUCUGGGGAGGGGAGCAGUAUGAAAUUUCCUUCAAGGUCUGGAUGUGUGGAGGGGGGAUGUUUGACGUUCCGUGUUCUAGAGUGGGGCACAUCUACAGGAAAUAUGUCCCUUACAAAGUCCCAUCUGGCACCAGCCUAGCAAGAAACCUGAAGCGCGUGGCAGAAACGUGGAUGGAUGAAUUCGCAGAGUACGUUUACCAGAGGCGGCCCGAGUACAGACACCUCUCCACCGGCGAUAUCUCAGCCCAGAAAGAGCUUCGCAAGCAUCUGAAGUGCAAGGACUUCAAGUGGUUCAUGGCUGCAGUGGCUUGGGAUGUACCUAAAUAUUUCCCACCAGUGGAGCCACCACCUGCUUCCUGGGGAGAGAUUCGAAACGUGGCAGCAAACCUGUGUGUGGACAGUAAGCACGGAGGUACAGGCACAGAGCUGAGGCUGGACAUCUGUGUGAAGGAUGGCUCUGAACGGACCUGGUCACAUGAGCAGCUCUUCACCUUUGGUUGGAGAGAAGACAUCCGUCCAGGAGAACCUCUUCACACCAGAAAAUUCUGCUUUGAUGCCGUUUCGCACAGCAGCCCCGUCACACUUUAUGACUGCCAUGGUAUGAAGGGCAACCAGCACUGGAGCUACAAGAAGGACAAAACUUUGUUCCAUCCGGUGAGCAGCAGCUGCAUUGAUUGCAGUCCGGCAGAGAAGAAGAUUUUCAUGAACAGAUGUGAUCCUUUAUCUGAAACUCAACAGUGGAUUUUUGAGCAUAUUAAUAUGACUGUUUUAGAGAAAUUUAACAGCAAGAAAACUAGCUCUUAG